AUGGAGCGUUCAUGCAGUAAACACCACCAACGAUGUCAGCGCACUGAUUCCCGUUAUCGACAUCAGCAGAAGAGUCACAACUGUAGGGGCAAUUCAGACAAUGUAGCAAGGAAUUACUAUCCAGUAGGCGUUGAUCACCGACGUUCGAGUAUGCAUCGUCGCCAGCCUGUUGGAUACGAGGAAAGCCGCCACAGAAAACCCACUAAUCACUAUCACAACACCAAUCACAACUGCCAUCAUAAACAAUAUUAUGACAGUCCUUAUCGUUAUAGACGUGAUACCAGUAGUGGAGAUACCUCAAGCUAUACAAGUACGAGCUCGAGCGAGAGCUAUGAAAGAAUGCCAAGAUACAGUGGUGGGGGUGGUCAUUACAAGAGACGUGGUAGAAGAACACCAUCACCAGUGACAGGUCGCAGUUCAAGAAGAAGUAGUGAUGACUCGAACUUUACUCCCUUGAACUACGGUACGCCUGGUUGCCCUGGAUGUCAACAGCAGCAACAGUGGGCUCAGGGGUAUGCUCCACCAAUGGGAGGUGGUCAGGCACCCCCACCUGCUCAGGGGGGAUGGAAGCAGGUCCCCGCCCAACCUUACGGUCAACCGGCUCCAGCAGGUCAACAACCGCCUCAACAACCUCAAAAUAAACCCCCUCCGCCGGAAUUAGAGGAAUUACGAAAGAACGUUUUUAAGGGGAUUAAGGAAUUUAGCAAGAGUUUAAGAAAUCAACAAUGGCUAGGUGACAUUGACUAUCUUAGAAGAAGUCGCAAUGUGAAACAUGGGCACAAGCCAGAAACCCUGGAAAAACAUCGACAGGAAUCAAAUAGAAGAGAUUGGGUACCAAUUUAUUGA
Molecule: messenger RNA, 846 nt
Organism: Rodentolepis nana
Lineage: Eukaryota; Metazoa; Platyhelminthes; Cestoda; Cyclophyllidea; Hymenolepididae
Source: the annotation of a GenBank genome assembly